Messenger RNA from Coregonus sp. 'balchen', 5296 nucleotides. The record is from the annotation of a GenBank genome assembly. NCBI's taxonomy places the organism in Eukaryota, Metazoa, Chordata, Actinopteri, Salmoniformes, Salmonidae.
CGUAAAGAUCCGGGCUCUAGGAAGGAUGAAUGUUAUUGUUAAUUUCAAAGAUGGCGGCGGCGGAGGGAGGAGGGAAGGAGAUGAACGAAAUUAAAACUCAGUUCACUACACGGGAAGGCGUCUAUAAACUCCUCACUCACUCCGAAUAUAGCCGUCCCAACAGGGUGCCGUUUAAUUCCCAGGGUUCGAACCCCGUCAAAGUCUCCUUCGUCAACGUCAAUGACCAGUCUGGUAACGGCGACAGAAUCUGUUUUAAUGUGGGCCGGGAGCUGUACUUCUACAUCUACAAAGGAGUUAGAAAGGUAGAUAAACAUUAUGCUAACAGUCGUCUUGCUUAUAAUUGGUGUGUCUUAAUUGAUGGCCACAGGUCAGUGUUGUCCAGUUUGCCUGGUUUAUGACUAACGCAGAGCACGGUGUCCUAUAGCACCACAGGUCAGUUCUGACUGCACAGUCCACCUCGUCCAAAAGUGUUGUGGUAUGCACCGCGAGCCAGCUAGCCAACUAGCAGACUGGCUAACUCUAAUCUGACAGUCACAGUUAGGCCGUAACACCUAUCAACGCACAGUGGACAUGGUGGACAUUUUACUAGAAUCACAAUAUUGGCAAUGAAUGCAUGCUCGUGAAAUCACAAGUGUGACCUCUACUUCUACUUCCACUUGGGUGAUGACUUGCAGUGCACGGAGGCGCUGUCUGAUGUGACCUAGACAAGCUAGUCUUGACGGGUGGAAAGCUAGCUACAUGACUGCUUAAACAACAGUUGUGGAGUUAAGAACAAGGUGGUGUUGUGAAUUAAUUUGCACAAUAACUUGCAAAUUCACAUACAUAUGAAGAUGUUAUUUGACCUCAAUCUAAAUCUGCGUGCAGGAUUUCCAUUGAAUGGUUUUUGCAUCAACUUCCAAUGACGUGUCAGCCUGGUGAUGUAGGAAGUGCUUCCUGGACUUCAGUCAGAGAGAGGGGCAUCUUAGUGAGUGAGUCGCUCUGAACUUGUGGACAUGACAAGUUGAUCAUGCAGGGCUUCAGGUGCUUGAUCCUAAUUUCCUCAGUGUGGCAGAUAGCAGACCAAAUCUAUAGUUUUUCAUUUUUUCCCAAGUGUGUAAACAGAUCUGAACAUCUACAAUAUUCAUGAGGACUAUACAGGUGCAUAAAUACUAAAGCGUGUACCUUUCUGACAUUCCCUAGCUGGGAUAUACUAUAUGGGCUAUGGUUGGAAAAGGCCUAUGCAAAAACAGCUGAGCUGACUGGAGACGUGAAGUUACACAAGAAAACGUUCCAAUCUGCUGAUGGCGUGAACCAUUCACUGUGCUAGUAAACUCACUGUGCCCCUGAGGCAUUUUGAAUAAAGCACAAACCCAAGAGGCUAGAGUUGCAUGCCCUGGUCUGAUUCUUUAUGUCAGUAUUGUUCAUAACAAUCAGCAGCGAGCCCCCUGAGACACCACAUUGUCAUGUAGGCCUUAUUUCAGGAAUAUAUUUUUUUGGGUGUCUUUGAUUGUACUGUAAUGCACUUAAACUAUUGACUUCAAAGACCGCGUCAUAGACCUAGUUGCCAUUUCAAAAGGCCUUUAAUAUUUGCUGUCAUGUUCAAAGAAUUCUGUGUCAUCAUGAGCACUCUACUCAUGUCGGCUUCAUUGCUUGUGCAUGCCACCCUUGAUAAUUUGAUCAAGAGCCGAAAACAUGCAACACUGAAAAGGUUACUGCCAUAAUCGUAUCUCGCUGUUUUAUUUUUUUGUAUGCUUUUCUUUCAGGCGGCUGACUUGAGCAAGCCUAUUGACAAGAGGAUAUACAAGGGAACACAGCCCACAUGUCAUGACUUCAACCACCUCACGGCCACAGCGGACAGCGUAUCCCUGCUGGUGGGCUUCUCGGCAGGCCAGGUGCAGCUCAUCGACCCCAUCAAGAAGGAGACCAGUAAGCUCUUCAAUGAGGAAGUAAGUUGGCAGGAAAGUCUCAAAAGGAAUGUAAAGCCACAUAAAACUGUGAUUGAAUUUGUGGCAGGACUAAAACCACCAUAGAUUUGGGGUAGAGAUGGAAAUGGCGUUUUGUUACUGACUUCAAAUGUUCUGUUUUUUGACGUAACUCGGUGAAAGACAUUGUUGCUUACAAUUGAAUUUGAACAUUUUUGUUCCUUCUCUCCCAGAGACUAAUAGACAAAUCCAGAGUGACUUGUGUAAAAUGGGUGCCCGGCUCGGAGAGUUUGUUCCUAGUCACUCAUUCCAGUGGAAACAUGUACUUGUACAACGUGGAAAACACGUGUGGCACCACGGUUCCUCACUACCAGUUGCUCAAACAGGGCAAGAACUACUCGGUGCACACGUGUAAGAGCAAGUCCACGCGCAACCCUUUGCUCAAAUGGACGGUGGGCGAGGGAGCGCUUAACGAGUUUUGUUUUUCACCCGACGGGAAGUUCCUGGCGUGUGUGAGCCAGGACGGCUUCCUUCGGGUCUUCAACUUUGAUGCGGUGGAGCUGCACGGGACCAUGAAAAGCUACUUUGGGGGUCUGCUGUGCGUGUGCUGGAGUCCGGACGGAAAGUACAUUGUCGCGGGGGGCGAGGAUGAUCUGGUGACCGUGUGGUCAUUUGUCGACUGCCGGGUUAUCGCGCGCGGUCACGGACACAAAUCAUGGGUCAGCGUGGUGGCGUUUGACCACUACACGACCAGCGUGGAGGAUGCGGACCCUAUGGAGUUCAGUGGCAGCGACGAGGACUUCCAGGACCAGAUCCACUUUGGUCGCGACCGGGCCAACAGUACGCAGUCCCGGCUCUCCAAGCGCAACUCCACGGACAGUCGGCCAGUACACACCACGUACAGGUUUGGCUCAGUGGGCCAGGACACUCAGCUGUGCUUGUGGGACCUCACAGAAGAUAUCCUUUUCCCUCACCUCCCGCUUUCCCGGACAAGAACGCACACCAAUGUGAUGAACGCUACCAGCCCCCCGGUGGGAGGGGGUUUGGGAGGCGGAGUCGCUGGUGGCGUAGUGAACAAUGGGAGUAAUAACCCUAGCACGAACGGCAACAACAGCGGCGCCAACACCCCCAGUAACUCCCUCCCCUCUCCCCUGCCACGCUCCAACAGCUUACCGUACUCGCCAGCUACGACUGCCAACAACAAGAGCAGCGUCAUGGACAGUGCCAUUGCCUCAGGUGUCAGCAAGUUUGCCACGCUCUCCCUUCACGAUCGCAAAGACCAGCACCAUGACAAGGACCACAAACGGAACCACAGCAUGGGCCACAUUAGCAGCAAGAGCAGUAACAUGCUCACCAAAACCAGAACAGACCCUGCUAAGACUCUGGGGACACUGCUCUGUCCCCGCAUGGAAGACCUACCCCUACUAGAGCCCCUUAUCUGUAAAAAGAUAGCACACGAGAGACUGACUGUCUUAAUAUUUCUUGAAGACUGUAUAGUGACAGCUUGUCAGGAGGGAUUUAUUUGGACAUGGGCAAGGCCUGGCAAAGUGGUAAGUUCUUUUUGAAUAGAAUUUAAGUUCUGCUUAAUACCCAUGCAUUUCUCUUUGUAGUAACAAAAAAAAAAAAAGUUAGUUUGGGCACAGCAAGGAUCCAUUUAGAAACUUUAGUAUAAUUGUGGACAUUUUGGACAGCAUUGUGAGGUGUGGGGAUCUCCUGCACAUGCAGUAUGUCACAUCUCAAACUGUCUGUAUGUGUGUGUUUUGUGUUCAUCUGCCGCCCCAUGCAAAGCCCACACAUUUUCAAGAUAUGAAUCAUGUUUAGACAUUCGUAUGUUAUGUACAAUCAAGUCACCUGGUGGAUAAGUAAGUGCACUUAGGCAGCCCUUGUAAUCAGUGGAAAGAAGACAUUGAUCCCAACCGAGUGUGUUUGUGUGCAUCGGCUUGAAAACACCCAUAUUGACUCAUUACCAUCCAACAAGGCACCGCAGUAUGGAGGACUAAAAGUGCCACAAUUAAAUAAAUAAAUACACCAUUAAAUAAUUACUUAAAUGUGUCAUUAAUUAAUUAAAAUUAGAAUUAAAUACAUAAAUGUGUUAUUAAAUGUGUCAUUAAUUAAUUCAAAUACCGAUUCAUUUUAUGUAAAAUACAUAUAUAAUAAUUUCACUAUUUACAUUUACAUUUCAUGGUCCUGCGUUGGAGUGCUUCCUGAAUUACUUAAAACUGUCAAACUGACCCAUCAAAAGUUGGUAGGCGGAACCUAACGCCUGAUUGGUUACCCUCUGCAUCAAGCCAAGACAAAUCAAUUCCGGCUAAUGUCAGCAGGUCCUGCUUCUACAUCCUCUGCUAAGUUUAAAAUGUCUCUAACCAACUCCCUGGAAAGUUCACGGAGAUCCUCCAUUGUCUCUAUCCAGGUUGGCCUACUCUACUUCAGACCAAAGCAAUGGAUCAGACUAGAUUCGCGUUAGCCCCGCCCACUGACUUUGAUGGGUCAGUUUGACAGUUUUAAGUAAUUCAUGAAUCACUGCAAUGCAGGAUCAUGAAAUGUAAAUGUAAAUAGUGAAAUAAUUAUAUAUGUAUUUUACAUAAAAUGAAUCGGUAUUUGAAUUAAUUAAUGAUACAUUUAAUUACACAUUUAUGUAUUUAAUUCUAAUUUGAAUUAAUUAAUGACACAUUUAAGUAAUUAUUUAAUGGUGUAUUUAUUUAUUUAAUUGUGGCACUUUUAGUCCUCCAUACCGCAGCAUUACCAAGCAAGACCUCUGCACGCUCACCCUCUACACAGAUUCUUUCAGCUUUCUACGUUAAUGCAUUACAUUCACUGCAUCAUCCACUCACUAACAUUUGAAAGUGGGAGAAGGAAGAUGAGGGUGAUUCAUUUGAUGCUUGUGAACUUUCCCCAAUGCAAAUCUCCUUGUUUUCCUUUCCAGGGUUUAUUGUCAUCCCAAAACCAAGCCGUGUCUCCCAGUGGAACUGUAGUAUAGCCCACACUAUUUCUGCUGCUAAGAAACCUCCAUUACACCAGAGCCUGGUGAUGCUCUUCACCCCACAAAGCAUUGCAAGUGUUUUCCUUUCUCUUGUUACUUUUUCUAUUCUCCUUUGUGUUUUUGGUUAUCAUUCAUAUGGCCUAGAUGGUAGAAGUCUUCAAAUACAGAAAUGGAAAUGGUGUGGAGCCAUUUUGGACAGUGGUUCUAAAGUAUUUUCUGGAAUUUAAAAAUGUUUUUCAUUAUUUCUCUCCUCUCACAUCUCGCUAGACUGUUUUCUGGACUUCGUGCUUGGCUUAGUUAGAUGCAAACCAGUCAAAUGAUGCUUGUGCUUAAAAUGAGAGUUCACCCAACUUUCAUCAUUCCUAUUUCUUACCAUGCAAGUGGUCCAUGGGCCAGGAGUGACUGCCACCAGCCG